Messenger RNA from Didymodactylos carnosus, 1326 nucleotides. The record is from the annotation of a GenBank genome assembly. Lineage: Eukaryota; Metazoa; Rotifera; Eurotatoria; Philodinida; Philodinidae.
AUGCAACGUAAUGUUUCACGACAGACAGUCGUCAAUUCCCUAGCCUCAUCAACCACCGCAACAACAGAUAAUACGCAUCGAAAACGAACUCGGUCGACAAACCUGAGUGAAAGCGAUGGACAAAGUCUGUCGUCGACGUCUAAUACUGCAGCCGUUACCAAACGACAACGAAAUACUGCCGUUUCUGCUGUAUCAUCGCCGAUUUCUAACCGUCCAAUUUCACAUUAUCGUUUUCGUAAUCGUUCUCAAACAAUAACUCGAUCUUCAACACCUGAUCCACGACAACGAUUAAUUUCACGACGCCAAAAUCAGAAUGUGGGGAUUAAUAAUUCAACAACGUCCAGCUCAAGAACAAUAACCACAACAAGGGCACUCAGAGAAGCUGAUAAUCAUGUUCAACAGCAAAAUUCGGGUUUGAUACUGCCACCUAUCAAUGAUACAAAUCGAACACGAUAUGAUUUUCGUCCCCGUACUCAACAACAGACACAAGCAUCACCAAUUAGACGUCCUCCCAUAGUUCCUAGAGACAGACCGUUAACAGCUGCACGUACGACUUUAGCGAGAAAUCGUGAAGAAAACUUGUCAAUGAGUAGUCCAGCUCCCGUCUUGCAGCGUCUUCCACUAAACUUUACUGAUGAACCAAUGGCAAUAGUAUUGGACACGGAUUCAUCAUGGAAUGCUAGUUCCCGUGAACCUGUACGAAACAGAACAACAACAGCAACAACAACUGUGCCACUUGCUCUUCCUACUACACCACGUCCAGCAACAAGACAAUAUCGUUUUAUUUAUGUGAAUGACUCAGAUGAUGAUGAAACGUUACCAUCAACAUCAGCGGAUAGCACCAGCAAUCCUCCAGUUGUUGUAUCGCAUGAUGACGAAUCAUCAACAACAACAACAAGAUCUCAAAUGACAUCAUCAACGACGAAUGCAACUACAAGGAGAAGAAGUAGUGGUGCAACGUCAUCGACAAAUGAAAGUAGUAAUCAAGAUAGUGGAAUGUCACGUGUCAGAUUAAGUCGAGCAAUCGAAAUCGUUAUUGAUUCUAUACAGUCGUUAGAAGGUGCCGUAAACAGUUUUGAUCAACUUGUAUUUGGCUUAAUCUAUAGUCGAAUGGGAUCGAACAAUUUUGAUGGAAUUGAAGGGAUGAUUCGUUUGAGUCGUAUAUUAAAUUUACCAACGCGUCUUACACAAACAGAAAUUGAUUCAUUGCCAAAAAUUGUCUUUGCUAAUAAAAUACCAACAUUGCUGAGAAAUGAUAAUGAAAAAGAAAAAUGCCCUGAGAAUGAUACAUGUCCGACUUGUCGGCGGAAAGUGAAUGGUGAAUAG